Molecule: messenger RNA, 8642 nt
Organism: Stylophora pistillata
Lineage: Eukaryota; Metazoa; Cnidaria; Anthozoa; Scleractinia; Pocilloporidae
Biological process (GO): regulatory ncRNA-mediated heterochromatin formation
Cellular component (GO): nucleus; nuclear RNA-directed RNA polymerase complex
Molecular function (GO): helicase activity; zinc ion binding
Source: RefSeq, a predicted model, not a curated record
UUUAAGCAGCCAAGUUAUUAUCCGAGAAAGCAAACAUUUCCUCGGCUGUUCUCUACUGGAAACCUUUGAUAUUUCCCCGUUUACCAGAAUCUGAACAAGUGGAAAUUAAAGCUGUCGUUCCCGGAAGUUAAAUUUCAGAUUUUAGCUGCGUACCUAAGUGAGGCACCAUGCCAUGGAAGAAAGGAAGGCGUAAGAAAGAUUCCAAAGAGUCAGACGAAACAGAACAAAGACCACCCUUACCUAAAACACCAGGAGCUCACCCCUCCGAACAAAGAGCAGGUGCAAGUGGAGCAACUGCUGAUGAAAUACCAGAUGGCAACUCGAGGAACUUUGGACGAGGUCACAGAGGGUGGAACAGAUCAAAACCUUGGGAAAGUAAAAAUGAAGGAUUCAGGGUACCGUCUCGUGGAAGAGGAGGAGUUAAUCAAGAGACGUUCAAAGUACAACGGCCAGGAAGAGUAACCCCUGUGAGAAGAGAUCGAAAGCCCAGGGCACAACACUAUACUCGUGGUAAGUUUCAAGCUGGACAAUUUCAUUUCCUGGAGCUGAAACCAUUAAAGGACAUGGAUUCCACUGAGGUGGUUAGCGUCUUAAAUGAGAGUAUGGCCCGUCUCAAAUAUUUUCUGAGGUCUGAUGAGGAAGAGCACAACAGUGAUGAGUUCAUCAUGGAUCUCACCUACACACUAGCAAAUGCUUGCAGCGCACCACCAAGUGAGAAAACAAACAAGAUUCUAUCCUCCCUUAAAGGCUCAGUCUUCUUUAGCUCCAAGAUUCCACGUUUGUUAGAUCGCAUACAGGGGUCAACAACCUUGCACGAUCAAGAAUCUCGAAAACAACUUAUUCAGUGGUUGAUUGUAGUGUUUGGGAAGUAUUUGAGGCACUUGCCGAGUUCCUAUGCCGAUCUGCCUUACGAUCAAUUGAAACGAGCUUUGGAACAGUCCAACAUUGAUGGAAAGGAUAAACUCCAAAAUGAUUUGCAGGCUUUUAACCACGCUAGAGACGACAUCAUAAGGGCUGAAAGACAGAAGCAUGGAAAACGCUACAUCAACAAGGCAGGGCAAAAGCCACCUAACGAUUUCAGAGACAUACCGGUUUGUCCCACUAGCAAAGAAAUCAGAACUCAAGAACGACCCUUCCUGCGAAAGAAUAUCACUAAAGGGAGGUAUGACGAUGCCGAGCACUACCUGGAUGUGCAAUUUCGACUUCUCAGGGAAGACUUCCUUGAGCCACUUAGAGAAGGCAUACCCGAAAUUGUCCAAAAUGUACCAAGAAGACAGCGGAAACAGUUGAUGAGAAGUUACCCGGGAGCAAGAAUCGUCGACAAGACUUUUACGCCGUCUGGAAUAACGUACAAAGUACAAUUUGAUACCUCGAAAUUCGAUACCAGAAAGUGGGCACACUCAAAACGUCUUAUUUUUGGCUCAUUCCUUUGUCUUUCUAAAGAUAACUUUGAGAACAUGCUUUUCGCCACGGUCUGUAACCGAGAACCAUGGGAACUGGUGAAAGGAAAAAUUGAAAUUCGCUUUAUUGAGGGGCAAGAUGUGUUUGGAAUAGAAAAUUGGAAAUGUGAUUAUCAAAUGGUUGAGUCACCCGCUUACUUUGAAGCGUACCGUCAUGUUCUUACAGGUCUAAAGGAAUUGGAUGAAGUUACCAUGCCCUUCAAGAAAUAUCUGGUCGAAUGCAGUGAAGAAGUCAAUCCACCAGAGUAUCUGAGGCGCGAGGAUACUCAACACUCGGUGUGUUAUGAUCUUCGUUUGGCUUUGGAUGUACCGGAGUUGGCAAACGUUAGUGCGGUGCCUAUUCUGAUGCCUGAAGCGUGGCCCUCAGUUGAGAUGCUUCCCCUUAACGAUUCACAGCUUGAAGCCUUGAAAACGGCUCUUACAACAGAGUUUUCGGUAAUUCAAGGCCCGCCUGGAACGGGGAAGACGUAUGUUGGAGCCAAAAUUGUGCGAUGUUUACUUGAAAACCGAGAAACUUGGGACCCCGAAAGAAUUUCGCCAAUGCUCAUGGUGUGUUACACAAAUCAUGCUUUAGAUCAGUUCCUCGAGAAAGUGUUGGAAUUUCUCCCCAAGAAGGAAAUCAUUCGUGUCGGAGGAAGAUGCAAAAGUCAACAACUUGAAGAGUGUAACCUGAAGCUAUUUACUCGUAAAUACAAGAUGUAUGCAAGAAGAGACGAGCUUAGAGAGAUAAUUGACAAGAAAUAUAUCGAAAGGACCCAGUGGAGAGAAUUGCUUGCAAAAGCUGACAAAGUCCUUUUAGAAUUCGAAGACUUGGAAGAAUUACUGAACGCAGAGCACAUAGAGCAGCUAUACAAUGCCGUUUUCCCCCACAAUGCUGCAGGCGAAUGCCGAACUCCGAGCAACACUUUCAAACUGUGGUUGUGCAAUAACAUGGAGAUGAACUCAUCCAAUCAACAGUCAAAGAGCAAGGAAAGUGAGCUGAAAAUCUCCGAAGAAAUAUUAGUCCUCCCAGACAACGACGGAGGAAAAGAUGAUAGCGCUUCUUGGGACUACACAUCGUUGGCAACGUCACUGGAUUUGGACCAAAGUAACAGCAACAAUCAACUUACAGUUGAGACUGGAAGCUCGACACUGUCCUCAGUAUCUACCGCUGGAAACACCACACUAGAGAAACCUGAUGAGACUGAUGCAUCAAACGUCUCAGUUGGUAAUCCCAAGUUCAACAAAGACUUCAGUUCAGGCCUGAGAGAAUUCAUGGAAACGCCUCUUAAAGAAACCAUACGAGAAGGCAUUUCAGGUCAAAAUAGCGGCACGUUGGCUGCAUCAGGAGCUUUUCAAGCCAUUUCAGACGCAAAGAAUGUGCCAGCGUUAAAAUCACCGAAGGAAUCAAAUGAAGGAGAAGACAACCCUCAGGUUGAGAAUCGUCAAACUUUGACUGAUAGCCAUAAAGAAAGUGCCGAAGAAAUAACAGACGUUUUUGAAGAGAAAAUUGCAGUAGAGAAGGAAGCUGAUUUGAUUCAAGAUCAAAGACGCAUUCACGGAGAAGAAGAAUUUCUGCAGGUAAUGUCGCAAAAGGCAGGAGAACUUAGUCAAAACUGUGAUGAUAAAGGCGAAAUUCCUGACCACGAAGAGGGAUGGGAAGUGGUAACCUACAGAAAGAAAGGGAAAAAACUCUUUGCGUGGAAGCAGGCAGUGGAUGCACAUCCCAAAGAGGAGAUGGAAAACGUUACAAAUGCCGACGAUACUAAUCAAACAAAACCUUCAAGAAAAAAGAAAAGGAAAAAAAGAAACAAGAACAAGAAGAGCACAGUCACAAUAACAGCAGACAUAGGAUCAGUAAAAACGGAUCUGGAAAAAGUAUCGACGAUGUCAAACGAUGAAGCGAUGACCAUUGAGAACAUCUGGUUGCUAUCCCCAUCAGAUCGACUUCGACUGUACCUUUCGUGGGUAGAAAGCUACCGUGAACGCUACCGAGUAGAAGUCAUCAGAAGCGAACAGGAAUAUGAACAACUUUGCCAACAGUUCGAGGGAGUCAGAUUUGAAGAGGAGAAAGAAGUCAUGCGUCGGGCAACAGUUGUUGGUAUGACAACCAGCGGCGCAGCGCGGUAUCACUCAGUGCUACAGAGAAUUGCUCCCCAAAUCGUUGUCAUCGAAGAAGCAGCAGAGGUUAUGGAAGCCCACAUCAUUACUUCUCUGUCGGCCAACACAAAGCAUACGAUUCUAAUAGGAGACCAUAAGCAACUCCGUCCGAAGGCAACAGUCUACGAACUAGCCCAAAAAUACAAUCUUGAGAUAUCACUGUUCGAAAGAAUGGUCAUGAACAGUAUGGAUUGUAAGCGUCUGGCCAUACAACAUCGUAUGCGUCCUGAGAUUGCCGAAUUAACGAAGAGGAUAUAUGAUCACGAGAUUGUCGACCAUAGAUCAGUCUGCGAGUUUGAAGACAUCGCUGGUGUAAAAUGCAACCUGUUCUUUAUUGAUCAUUGCGAGCCUGAAAAACUGGAAGGUGGGCUACAAAGUUACUCCAAUUCGCACGAAGCUGACUUCUUGGUUGCCCUCUGCAAAUACCUUAUAAUUCACGGAUACCAGCGGAGCCAAAUAACACUUCUAACCAUGUAUACCGGCCAGUUGCUACUUCUUCAAGAAAAGAUGCCGAAAAAAACUUUUGGAGGAAUUAGGGUCUGUGCAGUGGACAAUUUUCAAGGUGAAGAAAAUGACAUCAUCCUCCUAUCAUUGGUGAGAAGCAAUUCAGAACGUAAGAUUGGUUUCCUGGGAGAUUCAAACAGAAUAUGCGUUGCAUUAUCAAGAGCCCGAAAAGGAUUUUACUGCAUUGGAAAUUUCAGCUUGUUGAAAGGCCAGUGUAAGCUGUGGAAGGAAAUUUGUGAUCAUCUUCAAACAAAGAAUGCUGUCGGGAAGUCACUGCCAAUUGUUUGUAAGAAGCACAAACAUGAGACCGAGGUUAGUUCUUCAAGUGACUUCGACAUUCACGGAGGUUGCAAAAUGCCCUGUGACUACCGACUCAAAUGUGGUCAUGCCUGUGACAGACCAUGCCAUGCCUAUGACAUGGCUCAUGAAAACUGUCAAUGUACCAAGUUUUGCCUCACGUCGUGCCCAAACGAACACCAGUGUAAAGACAGGUGUCAUUAUCCCAGAAAAUGUCGCCCAUGCCAUAUCAAGGUGUUAAAGACAAUUCCUCAAUGUGGUCAUGAACAAUCAGUUCCCUGCAGCACCGACCCGGUGACAUUUUCUUGUAGAGAAAACUGCAAGAAGAUUCUGCCUUGUGGACAUGAAAAAACGCUUCUGUGUUAUCAAGAUCCUACUGUGUAUAACUGGUGUGAUACGAUCUGCACUAAGGUUCUGAACUGUGGUCAUUCUUGUUCCAUGAGAUGUAUGGACCCCUGUCAAUGUACCACUGAGAUUGAAGUUGUGCUUGAGUGUGGACAUCGAAAAAAGCUUUUAUGCCAUAUGAAGGACACCUCACCAAAAUGUACUGAGAGGUGCAACAGAGUUUUGGAUUGUGGACACACUUGCUCCAGUGUUUGUUUUGAGGACUGCAGAAUAAGGCAAUGUAGAACCAUGGUUAACAAGUCUCUUCCUUGUGGUCACGAGAAAAAAGUCCCUUGCCCACAAGACCCAGCAUCUGUUUUCUGCUACGCUCCUUGUCAACGACAGCUCGAUUGCGGACAUAAGUGUCCAACUGUGUGCGGGCGUCCCUGCCAAGAGGUUCAGUGUCAAGAAUUGUGCCUAAAGAAGUGUGGUGGUGGUCAUAUUUGUCCAAAACCGUGCCAUUAUGGUAUUUCUUGUGGGGAUUGCAUGAGAAUGGUUCAUGUGGAAAUUCCAAAGUGCAAACACAGUACUUGGAAGCCUUGUCACGUAGAUACAGCCACGCUUAACUGUGAAAGGCCAUGUGAGAGGUUUAAAGCCUGUGGACAUCCCUGUCUGGAUAUUUGUGGUGCAGACUGUGAAAACCAACCAUGCAAGAAGAGGGUUGAAGUUCAACUGUCAUGUGGACAUCAAAAGUCCCUGUUAUGCAACGUUACAAGGAGUGGUACAGAGAAUUUACAGUGCAACGAGAUAGUCGAGAAAGAAUUAUCCUGCAAACAUAGAAAACAACUUCCUUGUCACAAAUGUCCUGACGAGUACGAAUGCAAAGAGAAAGUCAAAGUAAAAUUAUUGUGUGGACAUACAAAGUCUCUUGUUUGCUCCGUUGCAACCGGCAACCUGCAAGGUAUUUCCUGCAUGGUGAAGAUGGAACGAAAACUACCUUGCGGACAUGAAGCAACGCUUCCGUGCUACAAAACGCCUGAAGAGUAUCUCUGCGAGAAGGAAGUUGAGAUUAUUCUUUCCUGUUCCCACAGGAAGCUUGUGACAUGUGCCAGGGCAAGAAUUGAACCGGGAAACGAAUCCUGUUAUACAACUGUAACGAGAAAACUAGCCUGUGGGCAUGAAAAGGAGAUGAAGUGCUCAGAUAAACAGCAGGAGGCAUUUUGUGAAGUUUCUUGUGAACGCUCUCUUCCAUGCAAGCACCCUUGUCCCGGAAAAUGUGGGGAUAAUUGCUCUGGUUUCAAAUGUGCCGUCACAGUUUCAAAAUUUCUGGCUUGCGGAUUUCAUAAAAUGAAUUUCCUAUGCUCUGAAGAUGUGUCCAGGGUCAUUUGUACAAAAAACUGCACAAAAUAUUUAGUUUGCGAACAUAAAUGUCCUGGUAAAUGUUUCGAAGACUGCAAUCAACACAAAUGCCAAAAGAAGAUACUCAAACAUCUUCAUUGUGCGGGUAACCACUCUCUGAAAAUGGCUUGUAGCGACGACCCCACAACUGUAACAUGCCGAAAGCCAUGCGAGAAAACUCUGGAUUGCGGCCACCCAUGUCCGGGGCUAUGCUUUGAAGACUGUGAAAACAUGCAGUGUAUGAGAAGAAUAGAAAAACGUUUUCCAUGCAAUCAUGAAGAAGCAAUUAGUUGCUGUAAAAGUAAGACUGCUACUUGCUCAGCACGCUGUGGGCGUCGAAAGAGCUCAUGCAAACAUAUUUGUCAGGGAGUUUGCGGUCAAGACUGCUCCAAAUACCCCUGUAUGGUGGUUGUGGUAAAAAAACUUUCAUGUGGUCAUAACGUUAAGAUGCCUUGUAGCCAGAAUGCUGAUGAUGUAGAAUGCCCUGCUCCAUGUAAAGAUUAUUUGCCUUGUGGUCACCAGUGUUCAGGGAAUUGUAGCGAUUGUCAUCAACGGGAUUCACAUGAAAUGUGUCAAUAUUCAUGCCGUCGAUUGCUUGUUUGCUCACAUCGAUGUAAAGCCAAGUGCGGUGAGCCUUGUCCUCCAUGUGACAGAAAAUGUGGCCGACGAUGCCCUCAUGCUAGAUGUACAAAUCACUGUUCGCAGCCGUGCAAGUCAUGCAAACAACCCUGUACCUGGAGUUGUCCUCAUUACCAGUGUAAUAGCCUUUGUGGAGAAGAAUGCGACCGACCUCGAUGUGACGCUCCCUGCCCCAAAAAACUGUCUUGCCGCCACCCGUGCAUUGGUUUAUGUGGUGAGAACUGUCCUACUGUCUGUCCCGUUUGUCAUCCUAAAAAGUUCUCCUCUUUGUUAGCUAAUGGACGCGGUAAAAAAAUGGAAUCAACAAGAUACUUGCAGCUAUGGGAUUGCAAUCACAUUGUAGAGGUCAAGGAGAUGGACAAGUGGAUGGACUCUCAUUUGGAUAAUGACGCUCAACUCAUAACAAGAUGUCCGAAAUGCACUGUAGCAAUAACAUUCAGCUAUCGUUACGCGAGAAUUAUCAAAAAGAUGCUCACGAACAUUGAAAAUGUAAAGAUACAAGUGCAAGAAGUUGAAAGGGAAGUAGGAAAGUCAAUCAGCCUUAUAGGAAAGGACCUACUGCGUCUAAAUUAUGUUGUUCCGAGAGUCCUGCUGUCUCCAAGAGAGGGCGCCCAUCUACCACUAUGCAUUCCAUGGAAUUGGAACCCCCUUACUUUACCAGGAAUGCCAGAGCGCCGCGUUUCUUUAAUGUUCACAUUUAAGAACCAUUUGAUGAUACUUAGGCAAGCACAGCAAGCUCAUCCAGUGCUAGAAAACAUUCGCAGACUUCAAGCAGAAUCACAAAACCAGGUUGAUGAGGGUAGGCUGUUAAAAGACAUCGAAGCCUCCUUUGGACAAAUCAAAGAAUACCUUGAGAAACCACAACUGGAUUUAAAAACACUCAGUCAAGUUCAUCAACAAACCAAAAAGAUCUUUCUUUUCUGUCAUGUUUUAGAGGCCCAAAGCAAGGCUGUGCAGCAACGGAUUCCUUUGUCCAGAAUGGGUGAAACUCGGCUAAGAUUGGCUCGCGAGCGGUUUGCUUUGUUCCUUCAAGGUGAAGAUAAUUCUCUGGAUCUUGAAUGGUUGGAAAAAAUCGUCAAUGUGUUAAGAACCGAGGUAAAACUUCCUAUUCUACAGGUUGAAGAAAUUCUGAGCUUUGCAAAUUUUCCAGGAUAUCAAAGAGACGUCUGGAACUUGUGUGGACAAGGUCACAUGUACUACACGACUAGAAUUGUGCGAGGUGGCAAAGACAUUUCUGUAGGGGGUGAAGGUUGCACUCGGUGUGCGGAUGGUCACAAUGAAACAAGUUAACUGAGAGACUGAUGUAGAAUGAUGUAAAACACAUUCAGCAAAUCUGAGUUCAGGUGUGCAAUAUAAUACAGCGGUUUAAACACAAUUACGCUUUAAACCGUCCUAAACAGUCUAGCGUGAAGAGAACAUGAAAAAUAUGCAGAAGUCAGCGGAAGCGCAAGAACAUUAACUUUCUUGUCACUGGUUGAAACACCGUCUUGAUGGUGAAGGUAGUGUCGCACAAUGUUUACAACUAAUCUUGAACUUAAACGACCUCUAUAACUUGCGGGAAAAAAGUUGGACAACAUUGAACAAUAUUGAACUAGAGAAUUUCCUUUGGCCAACUGACGUAGUGUGCGUGGUAAGGAUAAUUCUGAUAACGCAGAGAGUGAGAUAUCCUUAAUGAGAGGCCGAGAACGUAUUGUAAGUGGACUGCUGCUUAAAUCCGUUCCUUCAGCUUUCAAAGACGAGACUUGAAAAGACUAGUAGAUACCUCUGUUGCCCGUACAUAAUUAAGACCCGUUUUCAGUCUCCACGAAAGAAACUGUUUGGGGCUGCGUCGGUGGGAGUAACGAAAUAAUUUGGAUAUAUCAACAAAGUUGAAAUGGUAAA